Zootermopsis nevadensis is the source of this 4776-nucleotide messenger RNA. RefSeq names its product Enhancer of mRNA-decapping protein 4 homolog Ge-1 (gene Ge-1). Gene Ontology annotation, biological process: deadenylation-independent decapping of nuclear-transcribed mRNA. Gene Ontology annotation, cellular component: P-body. The record is from RefSeq and is a predicted model, not a curated record. NCBI's taxonomy places the organism in Eukaryota, Metazoa, Arthropoda, Insecta, Blattodea, Termopsidae. Gene Ontology annotation, molecular function: protein binding.
UGAACGCUAGGAGGAUGUUUUCCACUGCUUGAAAUAGAAUACCUUCCGUGAUUUUGUAGUUUGAACCUGCUCUUUUGGAUCGUUGUUUCAUCGGUGUAGAUAAGGUGCGUGACAUUUAGGGGCAUUGGUUUGUUCACAGCAUACCGGCAUAUGAUUCACACUGUGAGAAGACUGGUGAAGGUCGCGUUAUAUUUGGUGUAUUAAACGCCGCGUGUAUUUUGAAAUAAUUUUAACAGAUGAACUAAAAUUACAAUGGAGCCACAUGCAGAAUCAAGUAAGCUUCUACCCAUUCCUCAGACAGUACGCUUUACAGGAACAGAUGAAAGCAACAGUUCUGAAGUGUUCUGUGAGAAAGUGACAAUUGUGCCCAGUUCUGGCCUUCAUGAGACUGGUAGUUCAAAAGUAAAAUUGAAAAAUGUUGUGGACUUCAGUUGGGAGCUCCGAUUUUAUACAGGACAACUACUUGCUGUUCAUGUUGGCGGGAAGUACAUAGCAUAUGGACUAAAAGCGGUAGGCACAAAUAACGGAGUUAUUCGAGUGGUAAACCGGGAGAGCUCAGAGCGAUCACUCCUCAAAGGCAUAGAAGGUAUGGUGCAGGACAUAGCCUUCGCACACAUUCCAAACCAAGUCGUAUUGGCCUGUGUGGAUGAGUAUGGAAAUCUUCUGGUUCAUCAGAUAGAAGAGACUAAAGAUAAAAUGGUCUGUACAUUGCUGCUUCAUGUAGAGCAGAACAAUGAUCGUACAACCAGCAGCAACCACAGGGUUAUAUGGUGUCCGUAUAUACCAGAAGAGGAAAACUCUGAUGUUACAUAUGAUGAUGUUGCCAAAUUGCUUGUGUUAACGCAUGGUGCUAAGGCAGAAAUGUGGAACGUAGGAAUGGUCACCGCAAAACAUGGGGUUGGUCCUUUGCAGCCUGAGACUGUUGAGGAAGGAUACUUGGAGAUCAUGGAACACACAGCACCCAUUAUCGAUGCCGCAUUUGCUCCAGAUGGAACAGCGCUUGCAACAGCAAGUUUGGAUGGAAAUGUCAAGUUUUUCCAGGUUUACAUGCACAAUGAUAACAAACCGCGGUGUUUGCAUCAGUGGCAACCGCAUGACGGAAAACCGCUCUCCUCCCUUUUCUUCUUGGACAAUCAUAAGAUGUACAACCCAGAAGUGCAGUUCUGGAAGUUUGCAAUAACAGGCGCAGAAAAUAACUCAGAAUUGAAGAUCUGGUCGUGUGAAUCGUGGACUUGCCUGCAGACCAUCAGGUUCACUCCGGAAGUGGGGAAGCAAGAUAUUGUCCUGAAAGCUGGGUUAGAUCUUGGAGCUGGUUAUUUGCUUCUCUCAGAUAUUAACUAUAAGUUGCUGUACGUUCUUCAGCUGCACAAGGAUCCCUCGGAGACAUCGGCUUACGUUUGCUCUGUGUCGGAGUUCCGGUUACCAUAUCCUAUCUUGAGUUUCGGAAUUGUUGAUGCCGGUCUCAGAAAGUUCAAGAGUAGCAGUUUGGAGGAUUUAUGCAAUGAGGAUGGGGAUGAUGAGGCACAGCAGUUUGUUCAAGCGGUGGUCGUGCGGAUGUACCUGGUUCAACCUAAAUCUCUUCAGGAAUGUCACAUAGCCUUUCAGCCACCAGCAACAUUGGGGGAAGUGGGUCAGAAGCUUAGUACCUUGUCACACGAUUCUCUACUAUUCAGAGAUGGGUUCUCAGAUCUGUCUACAAAUGGACUAAGCACAUCAGUGGCAGAGCUGGAAGCUGUCGCACCUGAUCUGCCGGCCAAUCACAUGUCGGACACUCAGCAACCAGCAAAUAUCAAUUCUCAGCAGCAGCAGCAGCAAGAACAGCAACAACUGAAUCUUAUGACUCCUGACGCCUUUAGCUCGCCCGCAAAGAAGGACAGUCCUACAGACAUACGGAGCCCGCAGAUAUCCCAUCAUGUGGAUACAUCACAGCAUGUAACAAGGAUCUUGGAAGGUUCUAUUUCUGGAUCUCCUACUGUCAUCGGUGUUAUAGCGUCAUCACCUCUGGAUGAUGUUUUGGCCCUUACAGGCGGUCAGGCUAAGGUUGUUCCAGUCGUGGAUCAGCCUCUGGCUACCUCGGAGCUGCAAGAAGUUUCUGCAUUUCAGAGAGAAGGCUUUGCCAGUGGGGGCAGCAGCCCAAGUCGUGAGGUUCAGGAGAUUUUGUCGUUGAAAGGUUCAGAACGUCACAGUCAUGGUUACUACAGUGAUAAGGUUGUGGCUGAAGUUGUUGAAUCAGAAAUUGAAUCUCAAGCUGCACCGACAGCAGCAGAAAACCUUCAGUUUGAUGCUCUGGUAAAAGGGAAGGACGUGACAAACGUGAAACCGAGCAGACCUGAAACUGAUGGGUGGCCACAGAUUCCUAUCACUUUAGUCAAUCAGUUUGGCAAAUCUGUUUCUUCAGAAGAAAAACAGACCAAGAGAAAUGCACCAAUACAUCUAGAUGGAAUUGGGGAAAGUGGGGAUGGUUUGCAUCACAAGCUCUCGGAAGCAAACCAGAAAUUGGAGAACACUGUUACUACGCUGGACCACAAGAUAAAUUCUAUUGUUGAGAUAAUGCAGCAGCAUCAGCUGGAAAUCAAGAAGUUGCUUGAGGAAGUAAGUACCAUCCGUCAGGCUGUAUCCAGAGACCAUGCUUCCCCGUCACUUAGUCCACGGAUGGAGGCAAUAAUCAUGUCACAACUUGACAAAGCUCUGGUGAAACAUCAGCAGCAACACAUGGCUUUGUUGGAGGAACUGCUCCUGCAGAGAGAAGACAAAGAACGGAAAAGACAGGAGGCCCUGAUGUGUGCCAUCUCGCAGGCUGUUGGGAACUUGGUCACGGCAAAACUUGAAGACAUCGUUACUGCCGAGAUUAAGAACAGCAUCAUACCAGCUCUAGUGUCAACAAUGGAACCCCUAAAGCAUCAGCUUCAUAUAGAGAUGACGCAGAAGCUGACGUCCACCGACCACCUGCUCAAAGAAAAUAUAACAAAACUGGUUCAUAGUAAGUCUGUAAUGGAGGUGUUGGGUAACUCUGUCGUAACUGCACUUCAGCCCGCUGUACAACAUGUAUAUAAGGAGGUCUUCACCAGUUUAGUGAUGCCAUCUUUUGAAAAGUCGUGCCAGUCCAUGUUUCAGCAAAUCAAUGAAUCAUUCUCCAAAGGAACAAAAGAGUAUAUUCAAGCUCUGGAAGGUUACAUUGACAAGCAGCGACGGCAGCAGGAGAAGGGACGAGAUAUUGUAGGCCAAAUACAAGUCUUAUCUGAUUCAUUUCGCACAAACCACGACCAUCUUACUUCAGCGAUACAAGAGGAAGUACGGGCACAAGUUAAGAAAGGAUUGACAAGCAUUCAGGACAGUCUGAACAAGACUGUCUGUGAGGCAGUGAGGGAGAAUAUAACGAAAGGUUUCCGGGGACAACAAGAUGUUAUUCAGAACAGCGUGAUAACCGCAGUGCGGUCUCGUGCAGUGACGCCUGCACCUCACAUUGUUGACUGUCACGUACAGCAGCUACAGAUCGAGCAGUUGAUCGGUCAAGGCCAGAUCAAUGCAGCUUUUCAGCAGGCCCUCUCUGCAUCAGAUUUAAGUCUUGUGGUGUUCAUCUGUGAGAAAGUAAAUCCACAACAAGUGUUUAACCAGACUCCAUGCCCAUUACAGCAGCCUGUGUUGCUGUCGCUAAUACAACAGCUCUCUGCCGACAUGUCAAAUCACACAGAACUGAAGCAUAAAUAUCUGGAAGAAGCAGUGAUGAAUUUGGAUGCAACAAACGUUUUGACAAAAGAACAUAUGCCAGGAGUUCUCACUAACUUGCAGCGCCAGCUGACGGCAUACAUCUUAAACAACCCCAAUAACAAGAUAACUCGCAGCAUGAGAAUGCUUAGUAUGGCAACGCAGUCUCUUCUCAAUGUGCCGUGUACCAAGUAAGCACGUGUAUGUUGGAAGUAUCUGUUCUGCUCAGCUAGUGUUUGCAUUUACAUUUGAGCCAUUCACGUCUCUGCUGCUUCUCUCUUCACGAACCAUGCCGCUCGCGACAAGACACCGUAGCGAAAGAAGAGCAAACACGUGCUGCACUUUACUGUGGUAAACAAAUGUUAGUUCUUUCCUGUGAGUCAUUUAUAAAUCUAAUUGUUCAUAUUUCUGAGAAGUUCAGCGUGAAGUCUUGAAUAUUAGUUACAAAUUUUAUUCUCCCAAAAUUGUGAAUUUUAUUGGUCAGGUUUACCAUAUGGCACACGUACAGAUAUAUGUUGUAUUUUGGAGACAUUGUUUACAAUUGAUUUUGGGUAAAGUAGGUUUAUUACUUGCAACAGUUCAUUGUAUAAAUGGAAACAAUUUUAAAUAUUCAAGACACUUCAUGCUUUGAAAUAACAUGACUUUGGUUGGAUAAGCCAGAACAUUAUUUGUUUUUAAUUUUCAAUUGUAAUAUAAUCUUUUAAAAAAUUAAUUUUAUUUCAUAUUCAUGGAUGUAUCCUUCACCAUUUAAGUAAGAAAGGUUAAAUUUUUUGAUUACAUGUCUGUAGAUAAAACAGCUGCUGAAGUAUCACGUAGGUGUACAUAUAAGCGUCGAAUUGCCAGGUCAUUAAUUAAGAAAAGAUGUUAAAUUGAUUAUCAAGUCAAAAUACUAGUAGGAAACUUGUUCUGGCAUCCGCAUCCACAAUUUCAUCAGUUGUGAUACGUAAUUGCAGAGAAGGUGCAGUUUGAAGUGGGUCAGGUAUCUGCAGGAAACUACCAGCUUAAAGGAAAAAAUUAUUUUGUAUGUAUGUACACUUAUUAAUUUUUUGUAAGAAUAAAAUAUUAAAUAUG